Messenger RNA from Chelonia mydas (Green sea turtle), 3339 nucleotides. Its product is annotated as tapasin-related protein. The record is from RefSeq and is a predicted model, not a curated record. The transcript is spliced from 8 exons. The coding region runs from base 116 to 1597 and encodes 493 amino acids. NCBI's taxonomy places the organism in Eukaryota, Metazoa, Chordata, Testudines, Cheloniidae.
UCAGAGUGAAAGUGAAAGGAAAGGCUCUGGCAGUCUGAAGACUCAUUCAGAGUUUGAUUCUAGCACAGACGCCUGAUGUUUUAGGGUGUCUGGAACCCCUUUUUUGGGGCACAGAAUGAAUCUAGGGCUCAUCCUCAUCUGUGGAGUGCUGGCUCUGAAGGCUGCAGAGCUGCCAGUGGAGCUGGCCCCGGGGUCCCAAUUACGCUCUGUGGAUGUGGUCUUGGACUGUCAUUAUAUAGAGGAAGCUGUGGGUGGAUUUCCGGGUGCCUUUGCCGGAUCAUUCUCCUCAGACCCUGCCACCCUAGUGCUGAGAGGUGUCAGCAUUGCCGAUGAUGGAAGCUUGGACAGCGUCACCAAUUACGAGGCGCCAGGCACAAAUACUGACUCCGCUUCUCCCAUCAUCUUUGAAGUCUCAGAAACUUUGGUACCCAUCCCAUAUGCGGAAUCCCUGCUGCAUGCAGACUGUGCUGGGGAGAAAGUGACCUGUGAGAUCUCUCCAUACAGCUUACACCUGGCAGAUGAGGGGCCCAGCCAGGCCUCCUGGUUCAUGGGGACCCUGAAGUUAUCCAGUGGGAUCAGCAUAGCCCUGGUGCUGAAGGUCAGCAGUGUCAGGGAAGAAGAUGAGAGAAUGGCCAUACUGCACCCAAGGCUGAAGGUUCCUAUAAGCAAGGAGGGCACAGUGCUGACCACAGCUCUGCAGCCUGCAGGAUGGGAUCUUCUUGUGGGGAGACACAUGUCCAACCCUUCAACCCAGCAUGGCCAGUCAGUCCACAGCAUGCUUCCUCCAGUUGAAUUCCAGUUGUCAUCUCGCACCCCUACUUUGCGUACCCGACUUGGCACCUCCGUCACCCUGGACUGCAGCUUUGCCUUGGCUUCCAGCUCUCCGCUGGCCUCGCUGGAGUGGAGGCUGCAGCACCGAGGCAGCGGGCGUAGAGUUUUCCACUACCAGGCGGGGGACGUGGCACAAGCAGAACAGUCAACGGCCCACGUGGAUGUGGUGCAGCUGCUGGAGACUGGAGAUGCAUCACUUAGCCUGCAUGGAGUGGGGGUGGGGGAUGAAGGGACAUACAUCUGCUUAGUGUCCACCCCCCAGCACCAGGCCCAGAACAUCAUCCAGCUGCAGUUGGUCGAGCCCCCGAGAGUCCGUUUGUUCCCAGAGUUGGUGUCACGUGAGGGGGAUGGAGCCACUACCCUGACCUGUGAGAUCUCUGGCUAUUACCCCCUGGAUGUGUCGGUGAAGUGGACACGGGAGGCCCCUGACGACAAAGACAAGAUCCCUAUCUCAGGCUCAAGCACAUACUUCUCCAGCCAUAGGCAAGCCCAGGAUGGCACCUAUGGCAUCAAUUCAUACCUGAGUAUCAACACAGCCAUAGAGCUGGGACCUGUCACCUACAGCUGCCAUGUCUCGCAUCUGGCCCUUGAAGAGCCAAUUACAGCUAGUGCCCAGCUCAGGACACCAGAGCACAAAACAUCUAAUGGGCUUGUGGGAACCUUCAUUGCUACUUUCAUCUUCCUUGCUGCUCUCGUUGGCCUCAUGCUCAGGAGAAGAAAAACAGUUGAUCCAAAAUCUGAGGAAUCUCUGGAGACUUCAGGGUAAAAGGGACAGUUAACUCAGUUACCCUUAUUCCUGCGCCCCCUCUGACAGACCCCAUACCAGAUGAAGACCCAGCCACUCAGAAAUUAACCUCCCAUUUUACAUUAAUGGAGCUAUCACCAUUUCCAGGGACCCUCUUGCAGCUCUAUAGGAAGGGAUUGGAGGACCCUUGUGACCCUGGAAAGGUGGAGUCAGAGAAAAGGGGGUGUCUCCAUCAUGUGAGCGGGGGUAAUACCAUUAACCUCACUGGAACACUGUUCUUCUCACACUUUCAGGUACACAGAGCUAGAUACACAAAGGGAUGUAGACAUUUUAGGUGCCUAAGACCAACAUUUAGGCACCACUGAGAUCCUCAAACCUCUGCUCAGCUGGUGCCUAACCGUUUAGCUACCUAAAUUCCUUAAGCACCUAAGUUUCUGCCUGUGGACAUACACAAAAUCACCUAAUUCCUGAUGCCAUUGAGCUGCUUGGUUCCCUAGCUCAUGCAUAACCCCUGGUAGGAUUGUCAGCCUAGGCAAUACCCUGCCUUUGUCGCCUGCAGGGCCUGAUCCCAGAGGCAUGCUCAGAGCAUACCUAUCAGAGCAGGCCUUGAACAGAGACAGCUAGGAGCAAGCAGGUCAGAAAUUUGGUGGGUGUGUGUAUACACAUAUGUGUGUACGUGUUUACUGUCACUUUGCCCAUGUCAUCCCUAGCUUUUAAUCCCUCCACUGGCUCUCCCUUCUCUAUCACAUCAAAUAUAAGCUGCUUAUAUUCACCUUCUAGUCCUUUCUUGGCCAUUUCCCACCCUACCUAUCAUCUCUCAUUUGCUAUUGAACUGUUGAUGCUCAUCUCUGAUGGGCCCAUCAUGCCAGUCUCCAUUGGGCACAGGUUACAUUUUCAGACAAGCAUCUUUCUACUUUCUCCCACGCUGUUCAGCACACUUGGGAGGGGCUCCCUGAGAACAUCCAUAAAGCAUCCACCGUCAAAUACAUCCACAAAACUCUCCUUUGGCGCGAUGCCUGUAAUAUAUUGACAAUGGUUAGAAUGCCAAUCGUCCUGACCAUUAUUGUCUCAUUGCUUCCUUUUAUUCCCCUACAAGUCUCUUGCUUUAUGCUCAAGAUUGUAAGCUCUUUGGGGCAGGAAUUGUCUUUUUGUUCUGUUUGUACAGUGCCUAGCACAAUGGGGUCCUGGUCCACAACUAGGGAUCCUAUGUGCUACAAUAAUGCAACUAAUAACCUUAUUAGCUUAGUGGACAGAGCACUCCCCUAUAAUGUGAGAGACCCAGUCUAUAUCCCUGUUCUGCCUGAGUUGGAGCAGGGACUUGAAGUCAGUUCUCCCACAUCCUAGGUGAGUGCUCUAGCCACUGAGUCGUUGAGUAUUCUGGGGUGGUUAUGUCUCAGUCUCCCCUGCUGCAGCUGUUCCACUUGAUAUAAAUGAAAUAUUUUUGGAGCCGGGCCUCCCCCACAUCUCAGGGGAUUGCCCUGACCACUGAGCUACAGAGUCAAACUCCUGCUUUGACUCCUCUUUCUUAAAUAAAUAUUUAAUUAUUUAUAAUGAAGAGGUUCUUCAGCAGGAGAGAUUGAGAGCCAGUUACAUCCCUUGUUAGUAUCUUGCUGAAGAGCUGUGUUGGGAAGCUCAGGGUGGAGAGGGAGUGGGCGAGAAGUGGGGCUCACUCUGUAACUGGCUCAAACGAGAUACGGUAUUCACUGCACUUUGUGCUAGUUUGAAUUUGACCUCUGAAUAAAACCCUGUUGUUAUUUUUCUAA